This is a messenger RNA of Carya illinoinensis, 1987 nucleotides long. RefSeq lists its product as uncharacterized. The transcript has 2 exons. Gene Ontology annotation, molecular function: zinc ion binding. Bases 623 to 1552 code for a protein of 309 amino acids. NCBI's taxonomy places the organism in Eukaryota, Viridiplantae, Streptophyta, Magnoliopsida, Fagales, Juglandaceae. The record is from RefSeq and is a predicted model, not a curated record.
AAAAAAAAAGGCUAAGCCAAACGAAGCGAAAAUUCGCGUUGCUUACUGCUUCUUCUGAAACAGCAAUACGAAAGUAACGCAUCCAAUCCCAAUUCAAUCCCUUUCUUCACCUAACUUCGCACUCUCCUCUUAUUUAUCCAUCUGCCAACUCCAAGGAAUUGAUCUCUCUCUCUCUCUCUCUCUCUCUCUCACUAACACGCAGAGCGAUUUUUGUACAGUUGGUAAGGUUGGAAGUGGAGAGAACUUUCACCUCCGGCUUUUACAUUAUUAUUCUUUUUCACUUUUUAGAUUUUGAUGAUUUACUUAGCUGUUGAUUGGAGCUAUUUUUCGUAAGUUACAAGAUAAGGUUUUGUUUUUCUUGGUUUUCUAUCUGUAUAUAUUUUGCUUCUUUCUUUUUUUUCUUUUUUUUUUUAAAGAUUAUAGUAUGUUUUAAUGAGCUUGAGUAGAUUAGAACCAAAAAAAAAAAAAAACACGUUGGGUUUGAUUACAUUGUCUAUGCUCUGCUACUCAGAGAAAUAAAUAUUGGUUAUCUGAUUUGGUGCAUAUAGAGACAAUACUGUUGGUGGGUUUUGUGAGAAAAUCUUGAAAUUUGAUGUAGUGGUGGCCGAAAUCUUGUUUGCUAAUGGAUCAGGAGGAGCAGAAGGUACUACCGGGUCACCUUGAUCCGGGGACGAGUGAGAAUUCGAGCAGUUCAGUUAAUGGGGUGGUGCCUGAGACUAUAAUUUCGGUGAAUUCAGACGAGAAGGAAUCUGUGUGUGUUGGUGAAGAAAAAAAUGGGGUUUUGAACGAAUUGGGUAGUGAGUUGGGGUCAAGUAAGGUUCUAAUGAACAGUCAGGAACAUCGGGUCAAUCAGGAGGUGAUUGAUUGGUGUGGCGGAGCUGAGGAACCGAGUCGAGUUGAUCGAGGGACAAGUGAGGAUUCGAGCAGUUUGGGUGGUGGGGUUGUUUCUGAUACUGGGAUUGUUAUUAAUUCGGAUGAGUCUUUGCCUGUUGGUGGAGAUGAUAGGGGAUUGGGAGCAAAAAUUAACGAGUUGGUGUCGAGUAUGGUACCUAGCAAAGAGAUUAAAAGGGUCUCUGAAUCGGAGAGGAAUUCGUGUGUGAUUGAUGUGAAGUGCAGUAGUGGUAUAGUUGGCGACAAUCGGGAUGGGGAGAGGGUUUGUAGGAUUUGCCAUUUGGGUUCUGAGCAAUCAUCUCACAUGACGGAAUUGGUUGCUGAUGAUUCUAAUAUGACGACAACAACGGAUUUAAUUCAGCUUGGUUGUGGGUGUAAAGAUGAGCUUGGCAUUGCACAUAGUUACUGUGCUGAAGCGUGGUUCAAGCUACGGGGGAACAGAUUGUGUGAGAUUUGUGGUAAGACUGCAAAAAACGUUACGGGUGCUGUGCAUAGCAGAUUUAUGGAGGAGUGGAAUGAAAGGAGAUUUACAGCUGGCAGUAGUAACUCCUCAGGAAGAGGUGGAGGAUGUUGGCGGGGACAGCCAUUUUGUAACUUCCUGAUGGCAUGCCUGGUAAUAGCUUUCGUGCUGCCAUGGUUUUUUCGUGUAAAUAUGUUCUGAUACGGGAGUGAAUAAAAAUGCAAAUGUUCUUUCUGAGUAUCAUCAUUUUAUUUUUCCACGCAUGCAUGGUGUUGGUGCAUCAUGUGUUCUGGCAUUAUUUUGGCGUGACAAAGACACACUGCAACAUUUGGCCCUGAAAGUUUGAGGCUUCAGAGUUCAGAUUAUAAAAGUUGUCGCCCUGACAACUAGGUAGCACCAGAUCGGACUGUUGUUCUUUGCUUUGCAGUUGGUGUGGCCGGUAAUGUUAUGAGAAUUUCUUCCUUGGUUUCAUGUCUUAUCCAAAAAUAUUAGAUUUUGCCUUAAAUUUCAUGUUUCAAGGAUGAAACAUAGUCUGAACCCCAAAUUUGUUGGCCGUAUGGCAGGCAUUUGUAUAUGGGAGAGCCAUUUACAUUCUCUGGUUUUCUGGGAGACAAAGAAGCGUGAUGUAUAUUGCUA